Triplophysa dalaica is the source of this 3087-nucleotide messenger RNA. It is a transcript of the gene gpr31, whose product is annotated as G protein-coupled receptor 31. NCBI's taxonomy places the organism in Eukaryota, Metazoa, Chordata, Actinopteri, Cypriniformes, Nemacheilidae. The transcript has a single exon. The record is from RefSeq and is a predicted model, not a curated record. Bases 427 to 1374 code for a protein of 315 amino acids. Gene Ontology annotation, biological process: G protein-coupled receptor signaling pathway. Gene Ontology annotation, molecular function: G protein-coupled receptor activity. Gene Ontology annotation, cellular component: membrane.
AUUUUUGUGACUCUUUAGCUCUUUAGCUCUUUAGUUCCAAAGCAACUUGCUGUGCAUCCGAGGUAUACAUUUUAUAAACAUUACCUGCAAACCCACACCCUUGAGUUGCCUGCUUUAGCUUAACUACCGGAACGUUUUUACUUCUUUAUUUUUAGGCAUGGACGGUGCGCACAUUUUGUCACUUAAACUCUCUUUUAUGACAAGCAAGAGUCAUUUUUACUUGUGGUCUUUUAGGGAAAUGUAAGAGAGGUUCGUGAGAUCAGCUGUUUAUAUCCACAACAAGCAGGGACAUGAAAAGCAUCAGGUUAGGAAGGGCUCUGCCUACAAGUCGGGGCAGCUUUAAAACGCAAUGCUCUCAAGGGAAAAGAAGAAGUCCAGGCAGAACUCUCCUGCGCUGUUCACAGACAUCUGGAAUCAGUUGAUACAAUGGAUCUGGAAAAUAACUCCACUAAGGAGAAGACUUGCCAGGAUUUCAUUGACGAAAACAAGCCACUGUACAUUUUCUACUCAUCUGUUGUCGGCUUGGAGUUUGUUUUGGGUCUCCUUCUGAACAUCACUGUCAUUCAUGUCUUCAUCUUCAAACUCAAAUUCUGGAAAUCUAAAACCAUCUACAUUUUCCUGUUCAAUCUGGUCUUGGCUGACAUUUUGUUGCUGAUCGGUUUGCCCGUGAAGGCUUAUAACUUCCAACAGUGCAAUGAAAACAAGGUGGUGUGUAAAGUUCAACUCUUCCUGCAGUUUCUCAACCGAGGAGCCAGCAUCGCCUUUCUGACCGUCGUCUCCGUUUAUCGUUAUUACAGUGUGGUUCAUCCCAAGAAGAAGAACGUCCUGAGGAUUCUGAAGCGAUCUCCUCAGAUUUCUGUCUUAAUCUGGGUGCUCCUGGGGAUUCUGACUAUUCCAGCCAUGAUGCAAAGCUUUAUCAAUUGCAACAGCAAUGAAACGGACGAGCUCAACGUUGUGGUUCUAUUGAGGGAAAUUGUGUUUUUUACACAGAUUUUCAUACCCUUUUUUGUUCUUGUGUAUUGUUCGUUACGGAUUAUCGGCAGACUUAAACAGAGAUCGGUGGGGGACAAUACAAAGCUCAAGAGAGCAAUGAUCCUGGUCACCGGAGUCGUACUGGUUUUCGCUCUUUGCUUUCUGCCCUACGCUUUCACACGAGUAGUGCAUCUAAUGCGCAUCGGGAACGUGAUGUCUAACGAAAAACGUUCUGUUGGUAAAUUAUACGACGGUUUUGUUUGUCUGUCGUAUUUAAAUUGCCUGUUGGAUCCAAUCCUGUACUGUCUGAGCAGCACCAAAUUUAAGAAGUUAUACGUGUCGAUUUAUUUUCCCAGUCGGGUGGAGAAGGAACCGACAGAGACGUCAGAAGAAAACUCAUAAGUCUUUACAGAAACUAUGCCAGAUGAAAAAAAAGUUUUUAAGAACUGUGUCUGCACUGUUUUUAGCACAUUUUGAAUUUUAAGAUAGCUAUGCAUUUUUGAAUGUUUUUACCAACACCAAAAUGUGAAAUAUGCAUGGUUUUAAAAAAGCAAAAAUGUUUAGAUAAAGUAUUUGAACAUUUUAAUAAUCUUUGUUAAAGCUAACAUUAUAAAAUGCUCCAGUACCGACAAUUUAGUUUUAGAUUGCUUUCUAAAUACAUUAUGAAGUGCAGAAUGACGAUGAUGAUGAUGUCAUCUGUAAAUGUGACGUCAAUCACCGUUUACAGUCUGGUUAUUGCACAAAAUGGAGUUUCUAGUUUGAUAUCAGUCAUGUGACCUAAAUCUGAGUCACAGUGGUCUGGUUUCUCUACAACAACAAACUAAAGAUUCUGUUACAUUCUCUGGCAGGCACAGAGAAAGAGUUAUAAUUUAAUUUUAGUCUACAAAACGUGCAUGUAUUACGAGUUGUAUAUUUUGUGUAAAUAUGUUAAGAAAUAUGAUUUUUUACCAUGCCACUGUAAAUAAUAUACUGCAAAAAUGAUUUUUCUUGCUCAGUAUUUUAGUCUUACAGUAGAAAUAUCUACAAAUUCUGAGAUCCAGAGACAUUUCAUUUAGGAGCAAAAUGACUUUAUUUGCUGAUGGGCUAAGAAAAUUUUACUAAAUUCAAAUGGAAACCCGAUUAUUAAAAAAAAAGACGUAUUGUGUUAAAGUUUUAUGCAUAAACUUAUUACAUUUUGAUACAUUUUUCAACUUUUGGGGAUAAUAUUCAUAUAUUUGUACUGCAAAGACAGAAUACUAAGAUUUGUUUUCAGUGAUUCACUUCCUCUGCAAGUGUUGUAAACAUAUGUAGCAUAUGUAACAUGUUUUUAUGCUAUAUAUAUAUCAAUCAUCUGCCUUAAACAAGUUUAGAAACCUAAAAUUUUUCCUUUGAAUUAUUGUUAAGGGUUGUAACCCUAAUAGGAACCAUAGACAUCAGUUGCUAUGUACUUUUUGGCUGAUUCGGUUUAUACAAUCUGUCAUUUAAGAUCUUCUACUGAGAUCAGAAAUCAAAACUUUAUUUCACUGCUGUGAUGUAUAAAGCGACAGUGUUACAACACUCUCUAGUGCAUAACGCUAAGUAAACGGUAUGUCUUGGUUAUUACCAGUGCCCUCUGGCUCAUUCUCCACCUCACCAAACAAUGUGGGUUUGGUUGAGCUUUCCUUCAAAGCAGCUGCAUUUUCGGUGAGGUUGACAGGAACGGUGUGUGGAAAGCCUGAAGUUGUCUGGGCUUGCAGCUGUGUUAAGAAUGUAGGAGAUAAAAUCAGCCCUGAAACAAAAAGUGGAAAUUUGAAACUAGAAAAGAAAUAAAAUAUGCUUUGGGUUUAUAAUACUAACAUCACAGACUCAAUCCCAUGUGGGGUGAGUGACUUUUCUCAAGGUUGCAAAAGGAAGGUCUUGUUAUUUGUAUUGUGCUGUAUAUAAAACGUUCCUGCUAAAUGUGUGACUAUUUUACUGAAUGUAAGAGGUGAGGAUCUACCUGGACUGAUGAGAGAAAGCAGUGCAUUGUGUUCCUGCAAAACCUUCUGCAGCUGCUUCACCUGAAGCAGCAGCUCACCCUGACAUGGACUCUAUGAUUGAAUGUAAAAUAUAGAUGUACAGUACAAUAAACCUAGAAACAUAUUAAAUAUAAAUAUA